This is a messenger RNA of Solanum lycopersicum (tomato), 904 nucleotides long. RefSeq lists its product as uncharacterized. The record is from RefSeq and is a predicted model, not a curated record. Gene Ontology annotation, cellular component: cytoplasm. Gene Ontology annotation, molecular function: protein-disulfide reductase activity. Lineage: Eukaryota; Viridiplantae; Streptophyta; Magnoliopsida; Solanales; Solanaceae.
GUGUUUUUCACAUUUGCAUUAUAAUAAAACGUAGAAAUCGUCACCUAGUCGCACAGUUUCCCUCCUAUGUCGACAAUUCUCGAUUCAGUCGCCAUCUCUUCAAUUUUUUCCUCUAAUCUCCGCCGAUCCCUCCGCCCCUCGCCGCCGUUCUCCGCCGCAUGGGACCGCCGUGCCCCUCUGAAAUUCACCGGCUUUUCUAUAUCCUAUAACCCUUUUGAUAAUCAAGUUUCACUUACAUCUUCUUCAAGGAUUUGUCGCCGCACAAAUAGCGUCUCCGGCGAAGCUUCCGAUGUAGUCUUCGAUGUUCCCAGCGUGACAGAGGAAACAUGGGAUUCACUUGUUCUCAACGCUACUGAACCUGUGGUGGUUGAGUUUUGGGCUCCCUGGUGUGGACCAUGUCGCAUGUUCCAUCCAGUAAUCAGUGAUCUUGCAAAGCAAUACACAGGAAGGGUGAAGUGCUUCAAGUUGAAUACCGAUGACAGCCCUUCUGUAGCAUCUAGAUAUGGAAUCCGAAGCAUCCCAACGAUAAUGAUCUUCGUUAACGGAGAGAAGAAAGAUGCUAUCAUUGGUGCUGUACCCAAAACAAGUCUAACUGCCAGCAUAGACAAAUUCUUGUAGAAGCUGCUGAAUGGUAAAAGCUAAAAGCUACAUUUGCUUUGUUUUGUCUUCUUUUUUCUUUCUUUUGAAUGGUAAAACCAAAGCUACACUUAGUUUUGAGCUUUUUCACUUAUAUGAAGUUCAUUUUUACCAGAAUUAGAGGUGUUAAUAUUGAUCCAUGGAAGUAUAUUCAACCCUAAUAUUCGAAUUUGAGUUGGCGCUAUUGGAUUAAACUCAUCGUUUGAUCCGUUUUGACUCAAAGCAAACUUUAGGCGGGUUGAUUCGUGAUCUAUUUUAUACUUUUGCU